CGCGACUCGGGCCGCGCGGGGACCCGUGUGACGGCGGGGCGCGUCCCUCCAGCGGAUCGUUGUAAAGAGGUGCAGCAGAUCCGAGAGCAGCAUCCAAAUAAAAUCCCGGUCAUCAUUGAGAGAUACAAGGGGGAGAAGCAGCUGCCUGUCCUGGAUAAGACCAAAUUCCUUGUCCCCGACCAUGUCAAUAUGAGCGAAUUGGUAAAAAUUAUCCGGCGCCGCUUGCAGCUGAACCCAACCCAGGCGUUCUUCCUCUUGGUGAACCAGCACAGCAUGGUGAGCGUCUCCACCCCCAUCUCAGAGAUCUAUGAGCAGGAGAAGGAUGAGGAUGGCUUCCUCUACAUGGUCUAUGCUUCGCAGGAGACUUUUGGCUACUGAGACCCAGAGAGAGACAGCACUUGGGGAUAAACCAAGACUGUUGCACACAGGCCCUUCCCUAGGACAAUGCAGCCAGAGGCUCAUGGCACAGGAGCCAUGCAGAUCCCCCAUCCCACCUGCACCUGGAACGCAACUGAUGAAGCUAGUUCAGUGCAUUUGACUUGAGAGCCCCCGCCCUUUGUGUAGAUUAGUCCCCAUUCCCCACAUGCUGCACCAGCCACGCGUCUCCCCAUCCCACUCCCCAUUGUGAACUGCAGCUGCUCUUAGUGUGCUCUGUAAGUUUGUGCGUGUGUGUGUGUGUGUGUGUGUGUGUGUGCAUUUUCUUAGCCUAAUGCCAAAAUGGUUGGGCUGGUGGCAGGGAGAGGGUGCUGCCUCCUUGGCCUUCAGCACAGGGAGGGGGUCGUCCUCCGAGACUAAUAAAGGGCAGGCAGUCUGCAAAAACAAACAAUAUCAUUGCUCUUUGAGUUCUAAUGUUAAUUACACGCAUAUCAAAUUCUUGGUGCUACCGAGUAGAUGUAGGCAUCUCUAUAGGACUGUGGAUAAUGUAUAUCCUUUAGAUUUAUUUUAUUAAUUUGUUUUGGAACUGGGAGAGGGGGUAAUUUUGCCUGUAUCAUGUAGAUAAAUAAACUGAGCUUCUUUGCACUUUAAAGCGUAGUAGAUGCAAGAGUGGAGUUACCCUAAUUUAUAUAGAUCUGACAUAUACGGCACUGCUUCUCUGUCAACAUUUGUACCUUGGUUUCUUGUGUUCUCUCUUUUUUUAAAUAAACCCAAUCCUUCCCCCUC
Alligator sinensis (Chinese alligator) is the source of this 1161-nucleotide messenger RNA. RefSeq names its product microtubule associated protein 1 light chain 3 alpha (gene MAP1LC3A). Gene Ontology annotation, molecular function: ubiquitin protein ligase binding. Gene Ontology annotation, biological process: autophagosome assembly; autophagy of mitochondrion; cellular response to nitrogen starvation. Gene Ontology annotation, cellular component: autophagosome; cytosol; autophagosome membrane. The transcript is spliced from 4 exons. The record is from RefSeq and is a predicted model, not a curated record. The annotation marks the transcript as partial. Lineage: Eukaryota; Metazoa; Chordata; Crocodylia; Alligatoridae.